UUCACCAAGCACAACACACAACACGGAGGGCUAUAAAGGUGGGCAGCCCCGGCCCCUCACACACACUCCCUCACACACUCCCUCACACUCACUCACACACUCAUCCUCCUCCAGCCCCACCGCCCACACCAUGGCCGCGCCCGCCCUGUCCACCUGCUCCGGUGACCUGAGCUACGGCAACCGGGUCUGCCUGCCCGGUCCCUGUGACUCCUGCACCGGCUCCUCCUGGCAGGUGGACGACUGCCCAGAGAGCUGCUGCGAGCCCCCCUGCUGUGCCCCGGCCCCCUGCCUGAGCCUCCUCUGUGCCCCAGCGAGCUGUGAGCCCUGCCCCUGCCCAUCUGCCUGCACCAGCUCCUGCACGGCCUUGUGCUGCCCACAGUCUAGCUGCCAGCCCUCCUGCUGCACCUCCUCCCCCUGCCAGCAGGACUCCUGUGAGCCUGUGUGCUGCAGGCCUGUGUGCUGCAGGCCCGUGUGCUGCAGGCCCGUGUGCUGCACACCUGUGUGCUGCAGGCCCGUGUGCUGCAGGCCCGUGUGCUGCACGCCUGUCUGCUGCAGGCCCGUGUGCUGCAGGCCCGUCUGCUGCAGGCCCGUGUGCUGUGAGCCCACCCUCUGCCCCUCGUCCUGCUGCAGACCCUCCUCCUCCGUGUCCCUGCUCUGCCGCCCUGUGUGCAGACCCGCCUGCUGUGCCCCCGCCCCCUCCUGCCAGCCCAGCUGCUGCCGCCCGGCCUCCUGCGUGUCCCUGCUCUGCCGCCCCAGGUGCUCCCGCCCCAUCUCCUGCGUCCCCGACUCAGCCUAGAAGUCCGGCUGCUGACCGGGCAGGUCCCCAGCUCCUCCUAGGACCAACUCUGACUUCCAUCUGAAAUCUCUGGAGCCCUGAGCCCAGUCUCAGGGCUCCUUCUGCUCCAGAACCCCUCACUUCUGCUGCCUGGGCUGAGCCCUCACUGCCCGCUGGGCUGGCCCCGAGUUUCCUCCGAGUUCUGACCUCACCAAGUGUCCUCCUCUCCAUCCUUGUUGGAUUGUGCAUUUUGUUCUGCCCCAUGUGGGUGGUCAGUCUGUUAACAAAUAAAGUCAUUGCC
Messenger RNA from Camelus dromedarius (Arabian camel), 1076 nucleotides. RefSeq names its product keratin-associated protein 10-12-like. Gene Ontology annotation, cellular component: keratin filament. The record is from RefSeq and is a predicted model, not a curated record. NCBI's taxonomy places the organism in Eukaryota, Metazoa, Chordata, Mammalia, Artiodactyla, Camelidae. Bases 131 to 796 code for a protein of 221 amino acids. The transcript has a single exon.